AUGGUCAAACAUGCUAAAUCCCAUCCGAUCAUGAAAUGUUCUCGGGAUGGUGAUAUCCGAUCUCUCAACGUACUGCUAUUGCACUCGGGAAAUAGUAGCAAUAGUGCUUCUCCGUCUUCUACAACCAACAUUCCGAAUACAGCAACGAUCAUGACAGGUACAACCUUUACAUUAAAUUCACCUCGAAAUGCUGCAGAUACAAUCAUCAUGCCAACUUCCACUUCAACGCCUUCAUUGAUGAUGUAUAAUCAUCAUUCCUAUCAUCUCGGAGGAGGAUCAUUGAGUGCUGGGAAUACACUUGUUUCUGCACAUUCGAAUAGUGCCAAUGCUGUUCAACAAUUGCAGAAUUUACAUUCAUUGGUGAAUUAUGUGGAUGAAGAGGAUACUCCAUUAAUGAUGGCAUGUCGACAUGGAAAUUUUCAAAUUGCUCAAACGCUAUUAGAACAUGGAGCGAGCGUAGAAAUGGAGUCAGCAUAUGAUGGCUAUCCACUCCACAUUGCCGUGUUAGGAAAAAAUUUGAAUAUUGUCAUGUUGUUAGUGGAACAAUAUCAUGCCAAUAUUCAACAACCUUCAAGAUAUUAUAAUGAAACACCACUUUUUGUUUCAGUAGCCAACAAUAAUUUACCCAUAGCAAACUACUUGAUUGAGAAAGGAGCAAAUGCUGAUUAUUGUAAUUAUGUAAGUAUUCGUCAUACUUUGAGUCACAAAGAAAUAUAUUUCGAAAAGAAUGGACUUUGUUGCCUACAUUUAGCGUGUUCCAGUAAUAACGAAGCAAUGGUAAAACUCUUGUUGGAGCAAGCAAAGGCCAAAGUGAACAUCAUGUCAUCACAAAAUGACGUCAAGGAAAGAAGCUCUCCCUUGAUGAUUGCUUGUCGAAAUGGUAAUACGCGAAUUGUUAAUUUAUUAUUGGAGCACUACGCAAAAGUGGAUAUUUAUGAUCAUAAAGGACAAACUCCUCUUCACAUUGCAGCAAAGCUUGGACAUUUCGAUAUUGUGAAAAGUCUACUUCGUCAUUGUGCCGAUAAAAACAAGAAAGAUUCAGAAGGGAAAACAGCGGCCAAUGUCUCAAAAACUAGAGAUAUUGAGGAAUACAUACGACACUUUUCCAAAAAGAAUACCCAAAUUUAUGCCAAACUGAAAAAGGCGUAUGAAUAUUAUGAAAAAUUACUUUUCAGCAAUGACAAUGACGUGUUAUUGAAAUCGAACGAAUUAUUUAAACCUCUCAAUAGAGAGCAAGUGAACUACAAUUUACUCAUUGAUUGUAUCAAUUUUAAAAGAAUGGAAUUGAAGGAAGAAUGUGGUCCAACCGAAUUAGAAUCACGCUUUCAGGAAUAUAUUUAUAAUUUAGGUUACAACUCUUUCAAGUUGGGACUAAAACCAAUUCUCAAACUUCUCAUUCAACACUUUAAACUGGUACCUAUUGAGCUGCAUAAGAGAAAUCCGAAUCAAGUGGAUAUUACUUCUAACUUGUAUGAUUACUGUGUGAAUGUCAUGAAUAAUAUUAACAAGAAACAAUUAUUUGUCAAGUACAAGAAUAAUAGAAUACGUAUGGAAAUUACCACCAAUACGAAACCAAAAGAUUUAAUGGACUCGCUGCGUGAAAACUUUUUCAGUAAUACCAAUCGUUUGUUUUCUAAACAAGAAUUAUUACUUGUCUAUGAAUGUCAAGGUAGAAAUAUUACAGUGAACAAACCUGAAGAAAUGGAAGACAUGUUGAGAUACUUUUUUGACAAGAGAAAUGGUCAUAUUGAUCAGUUUGAAGUAGAACUCAUUUACAAUGAAACAGAAUGGAUACCUGUUCAUGAAUUAGGAAGAGGAACCUAUGGAGUCGUUUACAUGGCUCUUGAUCAAACACCACCCUAUCAGCGAGUUGCUGUCAAAGAAUUCGACAUUAAGAAUGGCGAUAAUACGAAAAUUCCAAAAUGGAAAAUCGAACAAGAGGUCAAAUUAAUGAGCAAAAUUGACCAUCCACACAUUAUCAAAUAUAUAUCGACCAAAUCGACCAGUAACAAGUUUUAUAUCAAGAUGCAAUACAUGUCUGGUGGAAGUUUGAAAUCCAUGAUACACAAAAUAAGUGUUGCAGAAAAGUUGAAAUAUCCAAAAUUAUCAAACUAUCUCAUCCAGAAAUAUGCUUCUCAAAUUCUAAGUGCUCUUGUGUAUUUACAUGAAGGAAGCGAGGCUCGAAGACCCAUCGUGCAUCGAGACAUUAAGAGUUCCAAUAUUUUACUGAAAGAUGUCAAUACAGCUGUAUUGUGUGAUUUUGGUGAAAGUUUGCUUUUGAGGGAUGACAUUUCGAAUAAUAUGAAAUUGACGAAACCAGAAAUUGAAGAGCGUAUUGGAGGAACUCUUCUCUUCAUGGCUCCAGAAAUGUUCAGAAAAAGUGUUCUCAAGAAUGCCAUCUAUUCAGACAUUUGGAGUUUUGGAUGCACACUCUGUGAAUGGAUCAGUGGUAAGAAUCCAUGGGAAGAAACUGGUCUCCUCAAAAUUAAGGAACGAGAAGGUCAAAUUCGUUACAUGCUGCAACAUGCCGAUGAAUUGGAAAAUUACAUUCCAUCGUGUUAUUAUGAUGAAUUGAAGCAACUCAUUCGAAAAUGUUUGAGAUAUCAUCCAACGUCGAGACCAACAGCUCGUCAACUCCUAGACGAACCCUUCUUUAAGAUUAAGUUCGAUGAGGACAAGUAUGUGAUAUUGGAACGAAACUUUAUCAUGAAUGAAAUUCACAAAGAAUUGAAUCAAGCGAUUAAGCGUGUGGAAGAAACCAAACAAGAACAAACAGUCUAUGAACGAACCAUUGAUUUACAAGAAAUGGGACAUCAACACGAUUUGAGCGCCUCAACCUCCUUCUCCUUCCUUACUUCAGAACAUAUGGAUUCAUUGUCUGGAUCUCCAGGAUCUGGCAUUGAUUUACAAGAUGAAGAAUUCUAUCGACAAAGUAUUGCCAAUUCGAAUGGUAUGAGUUUCUCAUCCAUCUCUUCUUCACAAUCUUUCAUGAAUCCAGCAGGAAAUGGUAUAGCGUAUCAGCGAUCAAUGACACCAUCAUCGAGUGUCGGUAGUAGUGCACAUAAUUUUGGAGGUGGAAUCCAUACCAAGAAUCCAUCGCCCAACACGAUGCCACGAGUGAGCUUUUCAGAGAGUUUUCGAGGGAGUUUUGCAAGUACUGGAUCGAAUGCCACGAGUGAUGUCAUUCAACACGAUGGAAGUGAUAUUUUGACAAGUCCUGGCAGUGAGAAUUGA
Messenger RNA from Naegleria lovaniensis, 3234 nucleotides. RefSeq lists its product as uncharacterized. The transcript has 12 exons. The record is from RefSeq and is a predicted model, not a curated record. Gene Ontology annotation, molecular function: ATP binding; protein binding; protein kinase activity. Bases 1 to 3234 code for a protein of 1077 amino acids. Gene Ontology annotation, biological process: protein phosphorylation. NCBI's taxonomy places the organism in Eukaryota, Heterolobosea, Eutetramitea, Acrasida, Naegleriidae.